CCCAGCGAGCCAGGCUGCUGCUGCAUUCAGCUGGGGUGGCCCCCAGCCUCGCCCCAGCCAUGCUGCUGCGGCUCACCCCUCACGGCUGACUCGUUACUCCUUAGUGCCUGGGGCUGAACAGAGGAAGCGAUGAAAUUUCCAAUCGAGACUCCAAGAAAACAGGUGAACUGGGAUCCUCAAGUGGCUGUUCCCUCACCAGUGCCAGCUUGUGAACCUGAGCCUAAAACUAACGGGCACUACCCAACUCCACGACUCUCUGUUCCACCCCGAGCCACUGUUGUUGCAACCAUGGAAGCCCCUUCUCAAGGCCUGCAAACAGUCAUGAAGUGGAAGACAGUCGUGGCCAUCUUUGUUGUGGUGGUAGUUUACCUGGUGGCAGGAGGACUUGUCUUCCGUGCCCUGGAGCAGCCCUUUGAAAGCAGGCAGAAGAACACGAUUGCACUAGAGAAGGCUGACUUUCUUCGGGAGCACGUUUGUGUAACCCAGCUAGAGCUGGAGACACUGAUUCAGCAUGCUAUCGAUGCUGAUAAUGCAGGAGUCAGCCCCAUAGGAAAUUCCUCGAAUAACAGCAGUCAUUGGGACCUUGGAAGUGCCUUUUUCUUUGCUGGAACAGUCAUUACAACAAUAGGGUAUGGGAACAUUGCCCCAAGCACUGUUGGAGGCAAAGUUUUCUGCAUCUUGUAUGCCAUCUUUGGGAUUCCACUGUUUGGCUUUUUGCUGGCUGGGAUUGGAGACCAACUUGGAACUAUCUUUGGGAAGAGUAUUGCAAGGGUGGAGAAAGUUUUCAGAAAAAAGCAAGUGAGUCAAACAAAGAUCCGUGUGAUUUCUACCAUCCUCUUCAUCCUGGCAGGCUGCAUUGUCUUUGUGACCAUUCCUGCAGUUAUCUUCAAACACAUUGAGGGAUGGACAGCCUUGGAGUCCAUCUACUUUGUGGUUGUCACUCUGACUACUGUUGGCUUUGGUGACUUUGUAGCAGGAGGAAAUGCUGACAUCCAUUACCGGGAGUGGUAUAAACCCUUAGUGUGGUUUUGGAUCCUUGUUGGCCUUGCCUAUUUUGCUGCUGUCCUGAGUAUGAUUGGAGACUGGUUAAGAGUAUUGUCUAAGAAGACAAAAGAAGAGGUGGGAGAAAUCAAAGCCCAUGCAGCUGAGUGGAAAGCGAAUGUGACAGCUGAGUUCAGAGAGACACGGCGGCGGCUCAGCGUGGAGAUCCAUGACAAGCUUCAGCGGGCAGCCACCAUCCGGAGCAUGGAGCGCAGGCGCCUGGGCCUGGAUCAGCGAGCCCACUCCUUAGACAUGCUGUCUCCAGAGAAGCGCUCGGUCUUUACUGCCUUGGAAACAGGACGCUUCAAGGCUUCUUCUCAGGAAAGCAUCAACAACAGGCCGAACAACCUGCGCCUUAAAGGGCCAGACCAGCUCAACAAGCAUGGGCAGGGGGCAUCUGAGGACAACAUCAUUAACAAGUUUGGAUCAUCUGCUAAGAUGACCAAAAGGAAAAACAAAGACCUCAAAAAGACCAUCCCUGAAGAUGUGCGUAAAAUUUACGAGACCUUCCGAAACUACUCCCUGGAUGAAGAAAAAAAGGAAGAGGAGACGGAGAAGAUGUGUAAUUCUGAGAACUCUUCUAGCACUGCAGUCCUAACCAACUGCAUCCAGCAGCACUCAGAUCUGGAGAACGGAGUGAUCCCCAAUGAAACCAAAGAAAGGGAACAUGAAAACAAAGCAUUACUUGAAGACAGAAGUUAAAUGUAAAAGAUGCUUGACUUGAAUUAACAAUGUUAAUGUUUUUAUAUACAUAUAUAUAUUGAGACACGUGCCUUAUACAGACUCCUUAUUCAGUCUGGAUUAUAUAGCAUUGAAGAAUAUUUCACUGUGCCAUAAAGACUCAAGCUUGCUCUGCCAAAACAAUUCAGGAACACAGCACUGCAUAAUGGCAACAGAAAGCUACGCACAUGGAAAUUUCAGCCUGUGUAAGAUUACUGGGGCAAGACACAAAGGAAGAGACUGAACCAUGGCAAUAUCACCAGUGCUCCUACCAUAUCAGACAAAGGGCAGCUACGUAAGAAGAGCAUUUGAAAGGGAUGAAAAGGAGCCUGUCUUUGUAACAGAGUAGGCAUCCGUAAAGCCUUCCCCUGGUGAUUUAAAAGAGGAGAAAUGCUUGGAAUGAACUAGAAACUUUCAGUAAGGCUUAGUUUAUGUUUUGGCACGUGAUCCAAGCUAGAUUUUUCUUGGUUUUGUUUUGAUUUUGAAUGAGAUGCAUUUUCUUUCUAAACUGCAGAAGAAUGUCCACAGACACAGCCACCAGCUGGGUGCUGGUUUGAAAAACACAGACGUCUUUAAGGGUCAGAUUGCUCUUUUCAUUACAAUUAAAAUAAAAUAAAAAAAAAAUUUAAAAAAAAGAAAGAAAGAAAGAAAGAAAGAUAAAAACCUCUGUGGGUAUUUAACCAAACCACUGACAGACAAAAAAAAAGAAAAGAAACAAAUGGAUUUUUUUUUCUUGUGUAGGAAAUAUUCAAUGAACUCACAGCAAGAAAGAGCGUAUGAAGAAAAUCUAACAUCUUGUGCUACGUUGUUUAGAAGAAGAGAAGCAUUAAUUUAACAUUUGGCCAGCUGUAUAAAACAGUGGGCCAACAGGUUUUUAAAAAGAAUUUCUCAUUCACACUUUCUACCACUGAGAAGCACCCUUUGAUUUUAAUGCUCUAGGACUAUGAAGACAGAAGGAAAGCUAUAGCUUUUGCAUGUCAGCAAACUGCUGUUCUCUGUAGCUGAAUCUGACUUUUUAAAAAUAGACACAAAGGCAUAUGUGUUAUUCAAAUGAGGGCCAGGGCACCAUAGAAUCUCAGGGCUCUCUACUCCUUUUGCUGGAUUUUUGGGUUUAGACACGAGCUGCAGUCAUAAUCUCAGAAAAUGUAAAAAAGCAGAAAAAGAAAUUUAGGAAAAGAAGUUGAGAAAAUAUGGUGGUGAUCUUUGAAGUGCUUCAAGCUUUAAGUGCCAUUAAUGCUGUCAUAUUUUGUAACUUUUUAAACAAGUGUUUUGAAUUAUUUGUUUUAUUUCCUUUCAGGUCCUCUCUUUAUUUGACAUUUGCUCUCUUGAUAAAACCUGAACAUGAGCUUUCUGCAUUUCUAGACUUCACUGAAAUGUAACCAAACUAUGGGCUUUUUUAAAGUAUCUUUUGUGGGGUCUGGACAUAUAUGGAUUUAAGAACUACAAAUAUCCCUAGACUUUGCAGUAAACAGUCAAAGAAAGGCUGCAAAAUAAUUAAUGGAAUUGCAAAACAGGGUAAAUUCUGGUAGCCUCAGCCUGUGGGCUACUGUGUUUGCCAUGGCAGAUAGAAGAUUUUGCAUGUUGGAAAUGAGAUACACACGAUCGCACCAGCAGUGCUUUCCCUGCGCCUUCACAAAAGCCUCAAGAGCCUGCAGUUCAGACUGCAGUCUUACAGAUAAAACAAGCGCGGAUGUAGGUGGCAGAGACAUACAUACAAAUUUGUCACACACACAGGCAGUCACAGGUCAUACAGGCACAGACUUUGGGAAUGCAUGCCCACGUCUGCGUACACAGAGAUGCAUGCUUCAGUUUCUGUGGUACUGUCUAAGAUUUUAUGCACAAUGAGCCAGCUGCAAAUCUAAUUGGUCAUUGCAGCACACUGCCAUGGCUAUGAAUAGAAGCAUGGCAAUGCAAAUGCAAAGUUUGUGUAUGCCUCUUUACAUACCUAGUUGAUUGGACAAUUUGCAGCAGUGAGCCCAAUGCCACUAGCACGAAGGCGGGAAGAAAUUCCUGUGUGUUCUGUCUGCAGGUUCACUUUGCUUGAAAUACUGCAUCAUCUUUCUAAUGUUGUUAUCUGUCUGAAAAUUAAGGAUGAAAAAAGAGUAUUUGAAAAAUGUCGAGUCAUUUGGGAUUGCUUUAACUCAAUAAGAUCCAACAGAAAUUAAGUUCUGCUUAGUACACCAAUGAAUCUCUUUCAGUGCAGGGCUGCACUCUGGCUUUAGCUUACUGGAGGUAGAGCAUCAGCCACAUGAAAGCAUCUUGUCUGACUCUGAAAGCAUGCAAUGCAUACAGAUUGUGCUAACAAUUCUCCUUGGUUACCAAAUGCCAAAACCAACAUCAUCCAUGCAGUGUUAUUUGUUCCUCAACUGAGUUCUUCUCACAAGAAACGUUUGCCUGUAAUGGAAAAGUCCUGCAUAGAUGCAGAGGCAGCUGUAAGAAUAUGGGAGAUGCAUUUGCUGUAUGUGAAGCAUAAGGCUUAGUCAUAGCCACAGCAUUUCUGCUGACCAGGGUCAGGGAAAGCGAAGUCUGCCUCAGAGGACUUGUCUGUGUGAGCAGGGAGCUGGACAGUGGGUGAGUCACAGAAAACAUGACAACAUGAACAAAGGAACCGAGGAGGCAAAGUUUAGUGCCCAAAUUCGGAACUAGUUAUUCUGAUGCAUUCUUGGCCUAUUCUUCAUCUCUAAGCUUUCUGAGCUCUCCAUCUGUCCUCUGUCCAAGUUCUAGCUGAUGAUGUGUGUGUCUCACUCUAGUUUCUGCCCGGCCAUGCCAUGCCAUGCCAUGCACAAAUGCCUGUCUGACAUCAGAUGUGUCUUCAUCAAUUGCUGGUUUGGGCUAAGAUAGUUUCAGGGUCAAAGGGUAAUGCUGAAUAAAUUUUCAGUGAGGUACUGAACAUAGCAUCUAAUGAUCUUUUACAUGAAAGCAAAAUGCUCUCUUUCAUUCUCACAUUUCUGUGCAUGGAACUUAAUGAACAAGCAGCCAGUCCCCUACUGGAGAAAAUAUUUUCUCCUAUAUGAUUGGUUAUAAAAUACCUCAAUAUAUAUAUAUA
Molecule: messenger RNA, 4807 nt
Organism: Pogoniulus pusillus (Red-fronted tinkerbird)
Lineage: Eukaryota; Metazoa; Chordata; Aves; Piciformes; Lybiidae
Gene: KCNK10
Product: potassium two pore domain channel subfamily K member 10
Exons: 8
Coding region: 130-1743 (537 amino acids)
Biological process (GO): potassium ion transmembrane transport; stabilization of membrane potential
Cellular component (GO): plasma membrane
Molecular function (GO): potassium ion leak channel activity; outward rectifier potassium channel activity
Source: RefSeq, a predicted model, not a curated record